Molecule: messenger RNA, 777 nt
Organism: Lactuca saligna
Lineage: Eukaryota; Viridiplantae; Streptophyta; Magnoliopsida; Asterales; Asteraceae
Source: the annotation of a GenBank genome assembly
AUGUGUUAUGGACUUGUAGCCGGGGAGAUACCGGAGCAACAGCAGUUAGCUUCCAGAGCCAUACACUCAGCAGCCAGUUUACGAGGUGAGUUUCCCUUCAGUAGGAACGGGUCUACGGCCACAAUGCCGGCCCGUUUAAUUAUCAGUAGUUCCGAACUUUGGUCUGAUGCAGUAGUUAGAGUGCUUGAUGUCUUUGUGAUACAAGCAUUCAGUUCCGGACUUCGGUCCGAUGCAGUCAGUUCCGGACUUCGGUCCGAUGAAGUUAGUUCCGGACUUCGGUCCGAUGCAGUCAGUUCCGGACUUCGUUCCGAUGCAGUUAGUUCCGGACUCUGGUCCGAUGCAGGGGACAAGGUCCCAGUCAGUUCCGGACUUCGGUCCGAUGCAGCCCAUUCCAGACUUCGGUCUGAUGCAGUGGGCAAGGCCCAGUAUGUGCUAUAUAUAUGUAUUGUAUGGUAUGUGGUAGUUUGGGGGAGCUCACUAAGCUUCGUGCUUACAGUUUCAGUUUUGGUUUCAGGUACUUCCGCAAGCAGAGGGAAGAACUCGGGAUGGUUUUUGGUUAUAUUGAAAAAUGAAAUUUUUGGGUCGUAUUUUUGGGUCGUUUCAUACUCACCCAUUUCCUCGAACCGGUCUAACAAUACCUGCAGAGUCUUCAGCAUGACUGGACCGCCUUACCAGGCCUUCAUCCAAUCUGUACCACUCUCAAAAACCUUCAGCCAAUCUGGACUGCCCUCCAGGGCCUUCAGUCUGGCUGGACCGUCCUCUGAGCCUUCUGCCUGA